UGUUUUCAAAAUAGCUGGCAGCUGAGCAUCAUGGGAUACGAAAUGUCUCCUAAGAUUGCUAACUACUGCUAAUUUACGGGAGAUAAGGGCGAAUAAACAGUUAUUUUACCACUUUCUUUUCCAGUGACCGUGGCGUUAGACAGUAUAAGGUUUAGUAACAGUAAUCCGCCGAUACUAUGUCGACCAGAGCGGAGUGCAGAGUGUCCAGCUCGUCGUCCAAACCAGAGGAGAGGAGGAGGUCGAGCAGCACCAGCAGCAGAGGACGAGAAAAAGGAAAGCGGAAACGAAGCCGUAGUCGAUCUUCCUCCUCAUCCUCCUCCAGUUCAUCAUCCUCUUCCUCCUCUUCCUCUUCCUCCUCUUCCUCUUCCUCCUCAUCUCCCUCUUCACAUUCAUCACACUCACGCAGCAGCAGUCAGAGUAGUUCCAGCAGUAGCGACUCGCGCAGUAAAUCCAGAAAGCAGUCCAAGAAAAGUAAAAAGGAGAAACACAAAAAACAGAAAGGGAAGAAAGAUAAAAAGCUUAAGCGUAAAAAAGAGAAGAAGGCAAAAGGGGGAGAGGAAAACUCUGGACCUGUACAGAUCUCCAAGUACUUGAAGGACAGGAAAAAGGGCAAGUACAGCAUGAUUUCAGGGAAGAAGAUAAAGAUGAAAGUAAAAAAGUCGAAAAAAGACAAGCAGCGGGACAAGAAUCGAGCAGAACUUCUUGAGUUCUUGAACUCAACCCUGUGAUGCUACCGGUGUAGCUCGUCCUGACGGCUGGACACAGACACGUCAGCAGAACUCAGGAAACAAGUCCACCUCUCCGAGAGAAGACCAGAUGGGCGGGUGGAUGUGAGUGACUUGUAUCGCCACAGGGAGGCAGCACCGAGCUGGAUGGAAUGAAGGAGGAGCGUUCUCUGCCUGGAGGGUGUCAGCAUUUGUGAUAUCUGAAGUUUUGUCUCUGAUUGGAUGGAAACGGAAACUGGUUAGCUGCCGGCCGGUCCUGUCGGCUCUGCUUGUGGUUCCAAGUUGUCAGCCCUUUAAAUUAAUACCUCCACCAGUUUAUUCAGGCCAGAAUAUAGAUGAGGCAGUCAUUGUCUAGUUUCAUACAUUGAUGGUAUUUAUCCGUAACUGCUACCAUCGUUGUACCGUAUACGACCUUUCACUUUCCAAUUGAAAGCCUCAAGACAGACGACACUGACCCGGUGAGGGUGCUUGACCAAAUGUAUCACCUUUUCUCCUGAAAGGAGAACAAAAGGAAAAGGAAGAACAGGAGAUCUCCUCUGAAUGUCUUAAAAGUUGAAUAGCAAGAUUUAUUUUUUCUGUGUUACCUGAAAAUGUCUUUACACAUAGAUAACCAACAAAUAUCGUCAUGUCAAAAAAAAAAAAAUUAAUCACCGUUGACUGUGACGGAGCUCUAAAAUCCCCAUCCAAUUAUUUUGUGUUGUCGAACUCUUAUUUCUUCAGUAAACAGAUAUUGAACAUUGGUGCGUUUUUAAGGUGCAGCUUCAGAGGAACGCCUGAAGAAAGGAGGGUGUCCUUUUUAAAAUUUGUUUUGCUCACUGACUCUUACUGGUUUUCACAAACAUCGACUAAACCUUUAAGAGAGUUAGAAAAAGUUUUAGAUUAUUUCCAGAAUGAGAUGGCUGUCAUUCAGGAGCUUAACUAUCGGAAAUACCUGGUUAUUUAUUUCAGGAAACUGACCAUUAAGUUUCUGCAGUAUCUUUUAGCUGUUUGAGUCACAGUGUUCCCUUUUGUGUACUUUUUUUUUAUGUGUACAUUUUGUUAAAUAGGAGGAUCAAUUGUGUGUCAUUUAAUUAUUACUGUAAGUAAUUUGUUUUCCCAACAUCCGAGGAGUAAUGUUCUUUUAAAUAUAAAAAUGCAAUCGCUGUCAGCUCCCCUCACGUCAGACCAGUUGAAGGCUUCAUGUCGGGGCAGAGCUGUUGUGUACUCAUGAACUGUGCUGUGUGACAAAAUGAAAAGAGACUGCAAUUAAAUUGCUGGAAAAUG
Molecule: messenger RNA, 1988 nt
Organism: Cololabis saira (Pacific saury)
Lineage: Eukaryota; Metazoa; Chordata; Actinopteri; Beloniformes; Belonidae
Exons: 7
Coding region: 177-728 (183 amino acids)
Source: RefSeq, a predicted model, not a curated record